CGUCACGUUGAGGGCAAGAAACUGACGCACUUCAUCCACUCUCUCACGCUCGAACCCUGUUAGGAAUAAUGUCUGAGCCGUAUCGCGAAUGGAUCCUGGGGUCAAUAGACUCGUUAAGGUCGAGAAAAGCGCGACCGGACUUGGACAGAAUUUGCAGAAUGGUAAAAAGACGACACGGCUCAGAAUGGGACCGAACCCGUUCAGAACUAGACAAACUGAUAGAGGAGCAAGCGGUGCUGAAAGUCAACUAUAAAGGCUCUGUUUCCUAUCGCAACGCGGCAAAGGUUCUGAGAGGCAGGAGAAAAGGCGAGCAGGGCAAGUGUGCUGUGAAACAGCCUUCUCUCCCGGACUUUAGCACCGGCGACAGCGCGCUGGGUCCCGCGGAUGAGGAUCAGAUGGAGGACAUGGAAGAUGUGAUGUCCACAACAGCAGGAAUGGACAGCAGUAUGGAUGAGGAGGGCGAUGAGAGCAGUUUAGAUGCCAUGUGCGCUCAGAGCACCACUGACUCUGGCAUUAGCUUGAGUCCCAUCACCAGCUGUAACAUCAGUCUACCUUUGCCCUCACCAGCUGCCUCUCCAACUCAUGAUUCUCUGAGGCAGGAUGGGGACAGUGCUUACACACUUCCUGAGCGCACACAGACAGCAGCCCAGCAUGACACGGCAUCUCUAGAGUUCAGGCAGCAGCCACUGGCCAUCUGUUCUCAAGGAGAGGAGGGGCCGAGGGUGGAAGAGAGCGCACUCACCCCUGAUCCACUGCUGUCAGAUUGCAGAAACACACCAAAUGAGUUGGUGAAGUCGAUUGGAGGACCUCACAUCUUGUCUGUCUGUGCUGAUGAAGGUGAAAAGUGCAAUAAUGGACCCAAGAGCACAACAGAGAUAGACAUUGUCAACAAUGGAGGGGUGAACAAUGCAAAUGAUAUGGUAAAGGAAGAAAUUAGACAGGACCCUUUGUAUUGGAGCGUGGCUGAUGUGGUCAGUUACUUCAACUCUGUGGGUUUCCCUGAGCAGGCUGUAGCUUUCAGAACACAGGAAAUAGAUGGGAAGUCCUUACUGCUGAUGCAGCGCAGAGAUGUGUUGACUGGUCUGUCAAUCAGACUUGGUCCCGCCCUCAAAAUCUAUGAGAAUCAUGUAAAGGUACUGCAGAGAAGCCACUUUGAGGAUGACAGCCGCCUCUUCUCAUAGUGCCUGUUUUCAACAAAAACAGACUAAAUCCUCUGGCUCGUUGUCCAUGAAAUACGAGGAGAAUGGAACUCUAUAAGACUUGUUUUGCACAAUCCUCCUCAAUUUGUCUUGUUUUCUUCCUCGUGAGGACAUACAGCAUAUUUCAGCCCUGUUCUAAAUUAUCUUGGUCCUUCUGUCCAUCCCUCACAGGGCUGAUGGGACCACUCAUUUUAAGUGUUAUUACUCCAUGGUGGAGCAUUUCAUUCACCAACAUUUUUCCUAUUAUUUGUCAGAGAUCAUUUAGUAUUGCAAUACCAUAUAAAAAAUGUUUUGUCCAAUUAAAUGUACUAUGUUCAGAUAUUGUUAUACAGCAGUCUUAAAACGUUAGGAAAUAAAUUCCAGUUUCAGAAUCUGAAACAGCAAUUUUGGCAUCAGUCUUUUCUGUUUUGCAUUAAGCUUGCCAAGCAGAGACAUGGAGUGAAUUACUGAUGCCUUGAUUCCAUAGCAAUAUUAUUUACAGAUGUGUUCAUAUUGAAGUUCAUAGCGAGAGAGCACGAUUUGAUAAAGUUCAGGUGGUUGAAUCUCACAGAAACAUGUCUGGGUCAGAUUUCAUCCCAAAAUCAAAAGCACAAAUAUAUAUAUAUAAAAUGUGCUUUUGUUUUUUGUUUGUUUGUAUUUUGCAGAAAGAAAUGCUUUAGUGACAUUGUGCUUAAUCAAUUUGUCCUAAAAAUAUGUGUUAUUUUCUAUUAGCAAAAUAUGAUUUAUUAUCUUUUCAGAGUGAAUACGACCCAGACAUGUUCUUGUUUUACACAGGUAGUGUAACCAUAAAUCUACGCACUCAGAAAUCACAUAAAACUGUUGCUUGUUACUAUGUACAUCAAUCAAGUGACAUGACAGAUAACUGCUAACAUCAAAUUAAUUAGCAAAUUAACUAUCAUAUCACAUCUCAGUGUAUCACAUAUAAGACAGAAAGAGUCACGUAUGAUCUCUAGGUUAUGGUACUUUUUCAACUAGUUGAGCGUCAUAUGUUCCCAUAUAUUUGCACCAUUUUCUCUGUAUUCAGAUGUGUACAAACAAUAAAAUAUUUUUUUUUAAUUUAUUUGUGAGUAUUGAAAUAGAAUGGCUUCUUUGGUAAA
Messenger RNA from Xyrauchen texanus (razorback sucker), 2296 nucleotides. Its product is annotated as atherin-like. The transcript is spliced from 7 exons. The record is from RefSeq and is a predicted model, not a curated record. Gene Ontology annotation, molecular function: DNA binding; protein binding. NCBI's taxonomy places the organism in Eukaryota, Metazoa, Chordata, Actinopteri, Cypriniformes, Catostomidae. The coding region runs from base 69 to 1181 and encodes 370 amino acids.